This is a messenger RNA of Coffea arabica (coffee), 927 nucleotides long. Lineage: Eukaryota; Viridiplantae; Streptophyta; Magnoliopsida; Gentianales; Rubiaceae. The record is from RefSeq and is a predicted model, not a curated record.
AUGGGGAGAAAUGGAACACCGGAGAAAUUUUUCAAGGACAGAAUGAGCAAAUACUCACAAGAAGUGUUCAAAACCUCAUUACUUUGCGAACAGAUUGCUGUUUUUUGUGGACCUGCAGCAAACAAAUUUGUGUUCUCAAAUGAGAACAAGCUUGUAGCCCUUUCUUGGCCUAGUAGCGCCAAGAAAAUCUUCCCAUCUUCCAAUUCCUCAACAAAACUUCGUGCUGUGGCUUUAACGCUUCUAAAACCUGAUAAUCUUCACAAAUAUGUUGCGAUUGUCGACUCCAUUGCAAAAAGCCACUUAGAAACUCAAUGGAAUUUUCAGAAAGAAGUUAAUGUUUUAUCACUUGUGAGGCAAUUCGAUUUCACUGCAGCAUGUCGACUGUUUUUGAGCAUUAAUGAUCCACACCAACUCGAAGAUUGUGCCAAGCCAUUUGAAGUCAUGGCUGCUGGAAUUUUUACCCUUCCUAUAAAUCUACCGGGAAGCUCAUAUAAUCGUGGUAUUAAAGCUGCGAAUUCAGUAAGACAGAAGCUGUUAGGAAUUAUAAAGCAAAGGAAGGGUGAGGUGAUGGAUAAACAACUAGUACAUGACGAGGAUCUUUUAUCACUAUUCUUAACCAAGCCAGAUGAGAAUGGAAAAUUCAUGAGUGAACCAGAAAUUGCUGAUCACUUGCUUGCUGCACUUCUUGCCAGCCAGGAUUCCACCACUGCAUCCAUCACUUUUACAAUGAAAUAUCUUGCUGAAUUUCCUGAUAUCUAUGAUGAAGUCCUCAAAGGUACAAGUGUUUUCUUUUUUUCAUUUACAUUUUCUUUAUCAGAGAGAGUAUUUGUUACAAUUGCAAAAAUGAAUUGGACUCAUCAAAUUAUUGUUUCAAUUUACCAAGAACAAAGAAGCAUUGCGCAAGAGAAAAUCCCCGGGAGCCACUGA